CCCAGGCAUAUAUUUUUUCGUGAGAAAAUAAUUUUUUUCGGUUAGCCUGCACGCACAGCCUCCCCUAGGAAGAAACUUGGAGAGGAGGCUAAGUUUUGGUCAAAAGCACUCGUCUAAUUUGGACGACUUGCGGACCCCCAAGGCCAAGGGAAACUUGGGCUCGAGUUUGAUACCAAUUAGCUUUUGUGCCUUGCGUUCAUUUUCUAUCUCUAUAACACAGCUGGAUUUGCCUUUUUUCGUUCGUUAUCGACCAUUGUUUAAUGUAUUCACCUUCAAACAAUAGUCUAGGAGAAAUGUAUUAUCAAACUAAUUGCAAUAUAAUGAGAUUGGUUGUUCGGAAGCGACCAAUUGUUCUUAGUUAUUAUGCGGGAAAGUUAUUGAGUCAUCGAGUGUUUUUAUUAUGCAAAAGAGAUACUUUGUCGCUUAGGUGUUCCAUUUACCACAAGGAAAGUUAUUUCAAGAGAAAAAGCAUCAGCUUUAAGGUGAGUUGUUAUAAAUACGGUGUAUAGAACAUGAUGUACAACAUAUUUCACGACUUAAUUAGAUUUUUUAGGAGCAUGCCUUCUGCUUUCAAUUCAAGGGUUGAUUUUAAUUUGAAGAGUAUGUUAACCAACUCAAAUAUCUCGGAAAGCUUUGAAAAGUCAGUGUUUGAAAUUCGUUAAAGAUUUGAGGUCAAUGACAGUCAGUAAAAGUUAGCAGAGUUUCAGUCUCCAAAAAAUGAUUCCUACAUAUUUUGUGUUGAUUAACUUUCACAAAAGCUUUACCGGUGAACUUAAAAUUUCCAAUCUGUGUCGCUUUGCUCCUCAUUUAGCUUUGGUUGACUUAUUGUCAUUGUUUGUGAAGGAAUGCUCAAAUAAAGCAUUAAGAAUCUUAACUGCUUGUCUUGUGAAAUUAUUUAGAGAUGUCCUUUCGCGUUCUUAAGAAAUGCCUGAGGAUAAUACUGCUUCCUCCAUACAAGCAUUUUCUUUUUAUUUUCGAUAACAGACAGAUGGGAUUGAAUAUCAUAACAAAUCCUUCGGCAGUGAAAAGACUUUCGUACCUUAUGCGGAUCUUUUUACUAAUAACAGAUACAGAAUACAAGACAAAGAUCGUCAUUUUAUGUUAAUUGAACAAAUUAAGGAAUUUUUUGUUUAGCAGUAAGAUAAUUAUGAUAAACAAUAUAAUAGCCUCAUGUUCAAUAUAUUAUAUGUAUUACGUUGUCGUGAUGAGUUUCACUCUUCAAGCUAUAAGUGCUUGUGAGGUCCUUUUGAAAUGGUUGUAGAAUAUGCUAGGAAUUUGUCAUACAUGCCACAAUGUAAAAUGGCACACUCACAAAACUUGUCGUGAUGGUCACGAGGAAGUGUGGCCAAUAUUUUUACAUCAACAUUGAAUGUGGAAUGAAUUUAAAAUUACUGAGCAGUAAAGUUAUUUUUCCUGUUAGAGUGGUUGUAUCAGUUUUGUUAUUACUAUUAAUAGUAGUAAUGGAUUACCAUGGUUAAUGAUUCUUAUGCUUAUUUUGUUGGUUUUGGUCAGAUCUGCAUCAUAUAAAGGAUGAAUAAUUUGAGUUCAGGUAACAGGAAAGCCUCAUUGAAUCUGGGGCAGACAAAUGCCAAGUGUGCAAGAUGUGGAAAGACUGUGUACUUUGCUGAACAAGUUUUUGGUUGUGGAAAGAAAUGGCACAAACAGUGUUUUAAGUGUGUGGCUUGUAGCAAAACUGUAAACAGUUCAACCAUGCGAGAUAAAGAUGGUAAGAGUGUGCCUCAUGUUUGAAAUUGUCACUAUCUUGGGUUAAUUUUCUUCUGCACCAUCACUAUCUUGGGUUAAUUUCCUUCUCCAUCAGUAGGCUGCAAAGAACCUAAAUUUUGAGUUGUGUUGCAUCUUCCUUUGCUCUUUAGUUCCUCUGUUUUUGCCCAGGCGUUACCUUUCAACAAUGGACAAAUAUUGUGUUGAAAACUCAAGUCUACUCCCUGUAGUUAAAGUUUCCUUGAAUUAUAUUACCUCUCCUGUUUUGGAAAGGUUUUUAUCAAUUACUGAGACUUUUAUUAAUUGUAUGUAUCCUUAUAAAUGUAUACAGUUUGGCUCUGAAUCAUAAAAUUAUUCUUCUAUCCAGAGCAUUCUCUUAAAAGAAAGUAUUUUCAAAGAAAGACAAAAAUAGUUCUGUGGGGAACCUGAUUGUCUUGUUUUUUUUUUGUUUUUUUUUGUUUUUUUUAGCAGAGUGCUAUUUUCACAAUACCCCUUUCCAUCCAAGGGUAUAAAAGUGAGCCGUGAAACUGUCAGAAAACCAAGUAUUAUUAGCAGUUUUUAUUUGAUAGAGUGAUACCCACACAGAUGGGGUACAAAUACAUUCAUAUGCUUCAUGUUGUAGAAACUAGGAUUACCUUCAGCAGGUAAUGAGCUAAUACCAAGAUUUAAUGCUAAUAUAUAUUUGAUGUUUACAGGUGAGCUGUACUGUGCCAGUUGUCACACCAGGUUGUUUGGUCCAAAGGGUUAUGGUUAUGGCGUUGGCAGUGGUGUGCUUAGUACUGACACUGGCAAGGCAGGGGAGACUGUUUCUACAGCUCCAAAAACUGCCCCCAUCAAUUCUGGUCUGUUGGGACAAGGGAAACUUUGUCCAAGAUGCAGUCAAGUUGUGUAUGAUGCUGAAAAGGUUAGGGCAGUUGGAAAGGUAAGUGCUAUGAGAGGCUGAGUCUCAGUACAGUAUGGCACUCAAUUCUGACUUUUGUAUAGAGCAUCUUCUUUAAAUCGUGAUAUCUUGCCUCUUAUCACCUGUUUGUUUGUCAAUGUCUGAAAAUAGUGUAGAAUUAAAUUGCUGGUCCCAAGUACGGGGAUUGAUCAAUAAUCUAAUGUGACUGCUGAUAUUUAAAUUUUCUUGUAGUUCCUCCUAUAUACCACAGUAAUUGAGAAUUUUUUUCUUUCUGAAUAGUACAUAAAAAGUGUGUUAUCUUCAUUAAUUUUCUAAACAUCUUGUAUACAGGUUUUUCACAAGUUAUGUUUCAAGUGUGUAACAUGUAGCAAGGGUCUGACCCCAACAACCAUGAGAGACCAUGAGGAAGAAAUCUACUGCAGAGGUAUAAUGGCAUAUCAUUCUGCCAAUACUUAUCUUCAAUUUCUUAACUAAAGUUAAGUAGCUGCCAGCAAGAGUUGAUGUAAGACAGGAUUUUGAUGUCAGUUUGUUUGGCAUAAAUGGCUAGGAUGUAUGUUGGUCCAUUGUAGGUUAGUUCCCCACCUCUUAGCAGUUGAUAAGGUUUUCAUGUUGGUUAAUGCUGGUGUCUAGCAAUAUUCCUACGUGAAGAGAGGCACUGUGAGAGUAAACUUCCCUGCUACUACAAAAUGCCUUAAUAUUGGGCUUAGACCCUCUUUAUCUGGAGUUCACUAUGCUAACACAUCUCCCCACAAUGUUCGUAUUUAUUGGUGGACAGAUUUGACUGACAUUCUAUUUGUUUGGUACUUUCAUUUUUUAGCCUGCUAUGAAAAGAACUUUGCCCCAAAAGGAUUUGGAUUUGGUUCAGCUCUAAUGAGGACAUGAAUAUCACCUAAAAAAUACCAAAAACACUAUUUAUCCUCUGUUUAAAUGUCACAGGGUAAAAUGAGUUACCACUUACAGCACUGACAUUCCCACUAAUUCUAUUUUUUAAGUUUUCUUAAAUUUUUUUUAACCUGAAUGGCAAUUAUUUUUCUGAGAUGAUACUGUUAACUGUGUUUUGGAGAAUAAGGUUUCCUAUAUCAGGACUGUAAUAUAUUUUUCUCAUAUAGUUUUGUUAGCUUUGCUUUUAUACUAAACUUCUGAGCCAUCUUUUAAUAGUCUUUAUGAAAAAGGGAUCAAAGUUGAAAAUUUUAACAGAGAAUGCAUUGUCAACAAAAGCCUUGCAGAUAAUGGAGAGGUCUGCAAGGUUGAUAGAAAGGUGAUUCGAAGAUUGAAUUGGGGGUAGUUUUUAAUGUAGUGUAAUCAAGGGGUGCUACUUAAAACUAUUUUUCUAUCACUCCCUGGAAAAUUUACCCAUUAUUUAAACAGUUUAUGUCAUAGCUAUGUCUGGGCUUUUUCCAGUUUAUAGAAUAAUAUAUUUGUCAACAGUUUCCAAAAAUAGUUUUGCUGAUCACUUAGUGUUCUACUAGACUUCUCUAAUGCAUCAUGAUGUCAGUGAGAAAGGGACGUUUUUUUUGUAAUAAAAUUCAUGAUAAUCUUUUCAGUUACUACUUAAUAGUUAUUGGUGCCAUGGUAUGUCUGGUGCCUAUCUAAGUAACUUCAAGGCUUGGGGUAGUUUUUUUAAUACGCUUCAAACAGAUGCGUUUCUAUUGAAUUACUACAAUAAAUGCAAUACAUCAUUUGCUUUCAUUUUUUUUGUGCGUAGGUCCCAAAAGGUACCUAAACAUGGUACAAUGUAAUUUGGUUACACACUUCAGACUGUCUUUAAAAAAACUGAAAUACUGAAGGUGCAGGUCAAACACCAUGAUUUGCAGUAUGCCAAUUUACUGUGUGACAUCUUGUCAUUGGUGG
Pocillopora meandrina is the source of this 4474-nucleotide messenger RNA. Lineage: Eukaryota; Metazoa; Cnidaria; Anthozoa; Scleractinia; Pocilloporidae. The record is from the annotation of a GenBank genome assembly.